GCCGGCUGGGCGGCGAUGGCGGCGGGCGGCAAGCGGCGGGAGGGCCGCCGGGCUUAGGGCGCGGGCGGCGGAGGGGCUGAGCCGGGCCGGGUUCCCCCAGCCCCGCAUGGCGCGGGCCUGAUGCCGGAGCGCGGCCCGGCGCCGCGGCGGCGCUGCGGGAGGAGGAUGGCGGGGCUGGCGUGGAAGUGGCCACGCACCCGCCUGCCCGUGGGGGCCAGCGCCCUGGGCGUCUUCGUGCUUUGCUGGCUCUACAUCUUUCCCGUCUAUCGGCUGCCCGACGAGAAGGAGAUCGUGCAGGGGGUGCUGCUGCAGCAGGGCAAGGCGUGGAGGAGGAAUCACACUGCGGUCGCCCUGUUCAGGAAACUGCUGGAAGAAUGCUGUGACCCUGCACAACUCUUUGCUAUGACAAAGCGGAAUUCCCCAAUGGGAAAGAACCUCUGGUUUGAUGGGGAAUUUUUAUAUUCUGUUACUAUUGACAACGUGACUUACUCCCUCUUCCCACAGGCUACUCCCUUCCAGCUGCCACUGAAGAAAUGCUCUGUGGUGGGAAAUGGUGGGAUCCUGAAAAAGAGCGGCUGCGGAAAACAAAUAGAUCAAGCAGAUUUUGUGAUGCGGUGCAACCUUCCUCCUCUAUCCAGUGAAUACAGCAAGGAUGUUGGAUUGAAAACACAGCUGGUGACUGCAAAUCCCAGUAUAAUUCAGAAAAGGUUUCAGAAUCUGCUGUGGUCUCGAAAAGCAUUUGUGGAUAGUGUGAAGGUGUAUAAUCACAGCUACAUCUACAUGCCAGCGUUCUCAAUGAAGACAGGGACGGGACCCUCCCUACGUGUCUAUUACACCCUGAAGGACUUUGGUGCCAAGCAGGCGGUCCUUUUCGCCAACCCCAAUUUCCUGCGGGACAUUGGCAAGUUCUGGAAGAGCAAAGGUAUCCAUGCCAAACGUCUUUCCACGGGACUUUUCCUAGUCAGUGCCGCCCUUGGUCUGUGUGAAGAAGUAACAAUUUAUGGCUUCUGGCCAUUCUCGGUGGACCUGCAUGGGAAGUUUAUUAGCCAUCAUUACUAUGACAAUGUCCUGCCUGAUUCUGGAUUCCAUGCCAUGCCAGAGGAAUUUCUACAGCUCUGGUUUCUUCAUAAAAGUGGUGUACUGAGAAUGCAGCUAGAACCAUGUGAGGACCCUUUAUUCCAGUCUUCUGUCUGACGAUUGUAGAGUGUGUCUGGGAGAUCCAAUAGUUUUUAAUUUCAACUCUCUACAACAGAGUGUUCUGUUUUCUGUUGUUUCUUUUUAAAGGGAAAAUAAUUGUGCAUCUGCAUGGACCAUAAAAAUGUUACUUGAAGGCCAAAUGGAAUACAUCCUUAAUGUAUAGCUUUAUGGAACUGGGGUGGGGGGGAAGAGGAUCUCUCCACCGAGUCCAUUCAGCAGCAUUGUGAAAAUAAUGUCAGAAGAAGCACAGCUGAACUUUCUGGGGGAUGUUUUUAAAUGACCAAUGUAAAAAGGGCAUUAAGGCUCGGAGAGACACAGGGCCACCCACAAGCUUUUACUGGCAGUGCCAAAUAUGACUGUGUGUUCAAAAAUCCAUUUCAUUCCAGAUUGGCACCUCAUACAACUUUUUCCUUUUUUUUCCUUUCCCUCUGUUUGGGUGUGUUUGUGUGUAGGAGAGCAUGUGUGUGUUGUUGACUUUGUUUGAUCCUUUCCUUUUCUAUUCCCCCCCACUCCUUUCCUUCCCCCCCCCCAGUGGAAGAAAAAUGAAAGGCUUGAAAGACUCAGGAGCCAAGUACCAUCAGCUCCUCUGAAGACUCUUGGGAGAGUCAACGGUGCUAAGAAUCUGGUUAGAAGAAUGUCCUAGGAAUACCCUGCUACUGAGUAUGGAUAGACCUACCUAUUAUAGUUUUUAUCAGGGUAGUUUAGGUCGUUGCACUUAUGAUAAUGCUAUAUUGUGGGUAAGCGCUGGUUAAGGCAAAUUGGUCUGAAAAUUAAAAGUGUGUUAAAAAACCAGUAGUGAAGUUCAACCUGGUUUCAGUUGAUCUGCUGCAAGAUUUCAAAGAUUUCCACAGUGACUUUGGUAGUAGGGGUGGUUCCUGACCUGUUUUGCUGUACAGCCUUAGGAAUUAAUUCUGUAUUCAUUUGGAUUCCAGAUGUUCAUUGACUGUCAAGGGUAUUUGAGGUGUUCAGUAGAAUGCAGAAUGAGGUUCUUCACUUGCUUAUAUGCAGAAAAACUGCAGAAAUGAAUGUCAUUUUAAAUGAGUUGAAGCUUUGAAAACCCUUUCUCUUUGUGUGACUAGCUCUUCUGCUUGGAUUGUAACGUUAGCCUUAAAGACUUGUACUUUUCUCUCAAGACUGUCUCUGGUUAAAGGUAGUCUGAGAAAUGAAACAGCCUUUGGGAGCACUGAAAAGCUGCAUAGCCAGCAAUUAAAAAGGGAAAUGACAGGCCCUUACAUAAGGCAGCCUCUCUCCUCGCAGCAGGUGAAUUAUGUCAGUGUGUGUGUUGCACGCACACUGCUCCAGCUAGUGCAGUGCCUGAAGGACUGUUUUAUUCUGGGUUAUUACUUAGGCAGCAGAUGGUCCUAUCGUCAUGUAAGUGAGAAAUAUUUUUGUUUGUUUGCUUUGGUUUAGCACUGUAGGACAAGAAGAGAAUCACAGCUCUGUCCACAGUGCAAUUUCAGCUGCAGAAUGUUACCAUUAACUUUAAAAAUCCAGAUCAAUUUUCUCUUUCUUAUCCUUCCAUCAUUAGUAGCUGAAAUUCUAGUCAAAGUGUUGAAACAACAAGACUGUCAUCAGGUUUCCACAACAACUUCCUGUGCUGUUUUAGCUCCAAAGUGCUAGUAUUUUGGGCUGUGUGUCCCAUCAUAUGUUGACAACUCUUUGUAGACUACCAGCUGCAAGUUAUAUAGAUAUAAUUAAAAAAAAAAAAAGAAAAAAAAAAGGCAAAAUCCGUAGCUCUUCUUUGAAUAUGAAUAAUUCAACUAUCUAUCUAGGACACUGGGGGGAAAAAUAUAAUGUUUUGCUUUUUAAACCUAUUUUUCAUAAUAAAAAUCUUCUUACUAAAUAUGGAUAUUCCAAGCAUGAAAUGGGCACUGUUCCAUAGGCUUAUAGGGCUAAGCUAUAACAUGGAGAUUUGGACUAAAUAGCAUUCUAGAUAUUGUUCUCAUAAAAUCCAAAUGUGCUUCUAUAACCUAUUUAUCUUUGUUAUUUUAUUUAAAAGUACAGUCAACAUGCUGAUGGAAUGUCACUUGUUAAUUCGUUCCCUUUGUUAUGUUUUAUCUAUUUUGUUGGUCCUAGAUGAGGAAGGAUUUGAAAGUAAAAUAUUUUCUGUGCUGCUUGCCAUGGUAGAAUUUUACUGAGCUGCCUUUCUUAGAGAAGAGGAGGUGCCUGUAUGGUUUUUAUCUUAUGCAUCGAGUUUUGUAUUUUUUAGUGCUUUAGAAGUUAUAUUAUCUGUGAGAACAACAGUUGAAAUAUGAUGUGCUAAAAUAUUACUUCAGUAGGAUGCCAGCAUUUCCUUGGGGUGGGAGGGAAUGAGGAGAGUAAGGGGGAACUGCCUCUUUGCUGGACAUUUUUUUGUAUUUUUACCAAUACUUGGCUUUUUUUGACAUGUCUUGGGAAAUAAUUGGAUUAGAAGAACAAGAGAAAAACAUGUAUUUUUGUAGGAAAACUCUGUGCAGUGUUUCAUAGCAUCUGGCUUGUUCAUCUUCAGCUGGUGCCCUGGGUAUUUGAAGAUGUAUUCCCCACCUCUGUAAGACUGAGGCAGACUGAAUCUGUAGCCUGGAGUCUUUGUCCAUUCUGAUAUCUGCAGUCCUGACAUCUGCAAGGAGAUAGCUUCCAAAAAAAUCAUGGAGGUAGGAGAGACCCAGGAUAUGUGAUGUGUGACUGAUGUUGGAGAAAUUAAUAAUUCUGGUUCAGUUCACAUUUAUGUUUAGUGAAUGUAACUGCAUCUUACAAAGACAGACACAUUUAAUGGGGAAGUAAAAGUUUCAAGAUGCAAUUUUCUAGAGCUUCCAGAAAGCUGGCAGCCAAGGAAAAAAUAGAAAACAAAAUAAAGGCCUCUUUUGAGAGAGCAAAAUCUGGUUUAGCUGGCUGACUUGUCAGUCAAUGCAAACAGUGGCCAGCAAUUAGCCUUUUGCCCAGUGAGUACAAAGGGAUGUAGGAGAGAGCAAUGUAAGUGUUUUGUGGCAAGAGCAGUCACCAAAAAAAAUGGCAAAACAGCUGGGAACAUGAGAGUGGCAGCUACCUGACAAAAGUGUUGGAGUAAAUAUGCUGUGUCUGUGCUGCUGCUCAGCAUGUGGCUUGCCUUGUCUAAAUCUAGGGGAAGGAGGGGUGCCCAUGUGAAGGAUCAUCGAUGUGAAAGAGUGCAUUGCAUGCAAGGGUCUGAAGCUGUAUUCUUCUUCAGGAGGGAAGUCACACCAGGGAAUAGGAUCUUACUUCUGCUUAAAAACAGGCACAUGCAAAUCCAGGAGGCUAAAUCUUAAUUGUUAAUCAUGAGAAAUCAGCAUCUUGCAGUCACGGAAAACUUUGUUCGGAAUGGUUGUAUCUAUCCAGCAUUUACUUGCUGAUUGAUUCCAGUCCAUUAAUUGCAGUGACCUUAGUCAAAUUUCGUUGCUCAUGUUGCUACAUUUUCCUUAAAGUGAAUUUAAACCAUAAUGUUUAUUUUGUUAGUGAAAUUCUAGACACUAGAGUGUCUAUUUCCAGUGCCAGUCCCCGAAUUUGUCUGAUAGUAUGGCUAUAGCUGCACAAGUGUUUGCCAGUUUGAAAGCUACGGUAAUUAAUCUUCAAUAAAAACUGAUUGAAACUGGCCAAAUUAUUUCUUAAUGUUUCUAGUUAUUAGUUUUGUCACAGAGAUGGCAAGGUACAGAAGUUACAGAAGCACUGGAGUCAUUGCUCUGCAUAGGAAGAAAGAUAUGCCCCAUGUUUGUAAGUAGAAGAAAAGCUGUGCAUGGAAGAUAUUCCAUACUAACUACUACUCUAGAUAUCCUAUUUUUGGGGGUGCAUAUGCUUUUGACUAAAUCAAGACCAAUUUUUGAACUUGCACCAAAACUAUGUAAAACUUCUUCUUCCUGUUGAUUAUGAAGUCUUUGGAGUGCAUUCUAAAGCAGACAAGCAAAAACAGAAGCCACCAAACUAGAAUCAUAGAGAAGUGUGCAUGCUCAUGAGAAUAAAAGCAUUUAUAAUUUUGGCACAGACCUUGCUAGAAGACUAAGGACUGUCGUUCAUGAAUGUUGUAUUCUCAUAUUUUUGUUGAAAUCAAGAUACCAAGCUUGGGAUGAACCAGCUACAGAAGUCAAAGGUACAAGGCUCUUACAGUUUAACCUGUGUAGAAUAUAGAAAUAUUGGCAAUUUUGUUGACAUGACUACUUUCACUUUUUUGUCACCUUAAUAAAAAAGGUGUCAUAACAUACACUGUUGAGUUUGCACCUCUGUGGGAGCUGAAACUAAGGAAAGCAUUUUCUUUUUUAAAGUGAAUGUCUGAACAAUGGUAGUUAAUGUAAAACUCUUCCUCCAUACUUCUUCAUGGAAACCGGUUUAUUACCUGGCUCACACUCGCCUGUGAGGAGAACAGGAGUGAGGAAACUUCUGAUCUAAAACGGAGGAUAAUGAAGGAGGUGAAUGUUAUGUCACCAUUUGCUGCCUGCUCUGGUUCUUUUCUUCAGCUCAGUAGAUUAGUAAGCAUUGGAAGAAGUGCAGGUUAUAUGAAGGACAGGCAGUUCUUGAAGAGCUGGAUGAUGCUGGAAAAAAAAGGAAGAUCAAAUCAGUGGUGUAACAAAUUGGAGUGUAGCAAUUCUUUAUAAAGAUUCCUAAAGAUUCUUUAUAAAAUUCAAAGCAACUGUAAGACAUUUUCAUCUGGUAGUGACUGCAAAAAAUGGACUACCUAUGACCUACUGAUGGUUUUCUGCAAGAUGGCAUCAAAGCAAAAUUCUAUGAGGAGGUGAAACUGAUUAAACAGAAAGGAAAAUGCAGAUGAACAAAGAAUGAUGCUGAAGUCUUUCUUUCCCUUUUCUUCUGCCACUCUCCCCAAAACACAUAUUUAAAAUGGACUGACUAGCUAUUACCCUGAGUUGCCAUCUCCUUCAUGAAAUCAUAACUUGGGAUUUCUAUUAGCUGAUAACUUUCUAGUAAACAAUAUUCAUCAGACCUUGUCCAGAAAUGCCUAUGCUCUUUGGGGGUCCAUGGCUCUUUGGGGGAUACUCUUUGGGCUGUGGCCUCUCUAAUGGGACCUCUUUGAUGUCAUGUAGUUCCAUCAGAUCUUCAUCUGGGAUCAGCUAGACUUACAUUCGCGUCUCAAGAUAUUGUCCUUAAAGGAUCUCUGUUUUAUACUUCCUGAUGACCAUCCACCUUGUGGUUAGAAGUGUGAUUUAAAAAAUCAGUGAUAAGGUAGCUAAUAUACUCUGUCAUUUUGAACCAUCUUUUAAGUUUUGAUAAAUCCAGCAAGAGUUAGCUUCAAAUCAAUAAUAUCACUUCAGUUAGGUGUUGGUAAUUCUAUCACUGGAGAAGAGAAAGAGGAUGGAAGAAGCUGCAUUUUUCAAAGCAGUUGUUGCAAAAUUACUUCUGUUUCCUUGAAUUUCCAGAUUUUAUCACUUGGAAUCUAUCAGAUGUUUGACUUUUUGGUAGUUUUUGAACAGAACAAUUAAUAAAAGACGUUCAUACCUUUUUGUUAAAUAUUAGCAAACUCACUUUCGAAAGUGUAACACAAACACCAAACAGGAGGCUUAACCAAUCCUCCUUAGCUGAUGUUUCUUUGGCAGCAGUGAGAACUUAAAUAGCUAGUUAUUUCUCCCUGAUUAUUCAUUUUCUUCAGUUUUUGAUACAACAGGUUGCGUUCUAGUGUAUUCAGCCUCUUAAUGCAUAUACUUAAAAAUGAAUCUUACUCUAUCUUUUCAGCUGGAAGAAAGAAGUGCUGUUAAUUGAAAAUGGUUGUGUGGGCUCUCUUGACAAUCAGGAGAGACAGCACCUCCAGAUGGUGACUCAUGCUUUUACUGAAUAUGGGCUGCAUUCAGAGGCCUCCUCAGGACUCUGAAAAUGCUCCAGCUGUGUCUGUAAGGCUAAGCUGUGCAGAGCAGAGUAAAAGCUUAAUCUUUUUUUCCCUAGUGGUGUAUAGUUUGCUUGUGAGCAUACAGCUGUGGCUUUGUGAGGCACCCACUGAUGCUGCCCUAACCAGUGUUCAGGCUUUGUGCGGGGUGGACGAUGCUGCUCCUUGGUUGCAGAACAGGUCCUAGAUAAUAGCCCAUGGCAGGGUUGGCUUUUCCUGCUUCACAGUUAAGGGUGUUGGGCCUCUUGAUGGCAGUUCAUCCCUCUGGAGACUUGUCUGCUGCUUGCCCUGGAACACUUUAGACCCCUGGCAAUUUUCAGAAGAGCUUAUUAAACCGACAUUUUAAAAUCAUCUGAGUAGUCCCUGCUGCUAUUGAGUUAGUCAGUUUUCUUUUGGGCUGAGUGAUUAUCCUGUUUGGAUCUCUCUAAAGCAAAUGAGUAUUUGGCACUCAGACUACAUGGAAUUUACUCUGUUAUUUGGGUCCUUUACCUUCCAUGUUAAAUCUUUUAUUGUUUUAGACUGCAUUUAACUACUGUGAACGAGUCCAACGUUCAUAUAAAAAAGCAACACCACAAGUAAUUUUUCUCUGAGUUUAUGAAUAAGCUGGUGUUCAAUGAAACACUGAAGUACCUUUUUAAUAGUUCCUGUUGAUUUCUAAUUGUAUAUUCAAUGAAUUGUUUUGCUCAGAUGGGGCAUAUAGCAAAGGCGAGUUGCAUUAUUUUGUGCUUAUUGGAGGGAGCAAUUACAGAUACAUAACAUAUAUUAAGUUGAAUUCUUACCAAGAAGUUAAGGAAUCUACAUAUUCUGCAAGAAGCUUUUUUGUGGUAAUAAAGGAAACAUUUUCACUGAAAAUAGAUGCACAGCAGAAAAUAGAUUUUGAUUAGAACAGCAUAAUCUGUAAUACUGAGACCUAUGUGCAAGUCCCUGCUUGGAUGUCUUCAACCAGGAUCUCAGUGUGCUGGAGAGUGCCAUAAUAGCAACUUCUUUUACUUCUCCGCAUGUAAUAAUUUUCAUAGGAAAUGCUUGAAUGCUUUUUUGUAAUCCCUACAUGUGCUGAAAAUAAGCAUUCCUUUUCUUCAGGAGCACAAGUUUUCUUUUUGGGUACCCAUAGCUUUUGGUAUGCAGAGGAGAGCUGACAGAAGAUGACUGGUUUUCAGGAGAACACUGUUUCAGAGUAGUCUGGCAGGGCUUCUGCAAACAUGCGAGUUGAUUGCUGCCUCCUGAGCUGUAGAGUUUCAGCAGAUGAUACAGAGUGUGCUGCACUGCCAAU
Messenger RNA from Neopsephotus bourkii (Bourke's parrot), 8282 nucleotides. RefSeq names its product ST8 alpha-N-acetyl-neuraminide alpha-2,8-sialyltransferase 1 (gene ST8SIA1). NCBI's taxonomy places the organism in Eukaryota, Metazoa, Chordata, Aves, Psittaciformes, Psittacidae. The record is from RefSeq and is a predicted model, not a curated record. The coding region runs from base 121 to 1194 and encodes 357 amino acids. The transcript has 5 exons. Gene Ontology annotation, molecular function: alpha-N-acetylneuraminate alpha-2,8-sialyltransferase activity. Gene Ontology annotation, biological process: oligosaccharide metabolic process; N-glycan processing.